AUGAAUCUUACAGAAAAUAUCAUUGAUUUAUCUGAAAAAAGAGACAAUAAAAUUAAAUAGGAACCAAAAGUAAACCUCAAUAAAUUCAAGUCUUUUUUUGGAAUAGCUGGUAAAAUGAUUCAAUAAAAAACCAUAAACAACACAUUUUCUUUCUCAAAAUUGAAAAAGGAUGUAACGUCAAAUUCACCUUAUGCUGAUAUUCAGGAUCUUAACUCAACAACUUAGAAAAAUGAACAAAUUCCAUAAUUUGAAUACUAGUAAGAGCAUAUACCUAAUAAAAAAUUUGAACAAUCAGACAUUUAAAUUAAGGAUUACAAAUUAAAUGGGAAUUAGUCCUAAACUCAAAGAAUACCAUUAAAAAAGAUCUUUAAUGAACAGAAAUAAUAACAAAAGGAAAAUAAUUCAUAAGAUAAACAAAUGAACAGGAAAUAAAAUAAUUAAUUAAUAUAGCAAACUUAAACAACGCAAUAGUAAACAUUUGAUUCUGCAGACUAAACAACAAAUCUUUAAAAUAUUAAUAAAAGAUAAUUCAUAAUGUAGAGAAUGGAAGAAGAAAAAGCAUAGAAAGAAAGAAUAGCUAAAUAAUAAUAAGAAGCUAAUAAACUCAUUAAAUAAAUUUAAGAACGAAUCAAAUAAAAAGAAUCGCUACUUAAACAAAAAGAAGAAGCUAUCAUCUUAACUGAAUUAGAAAAAAGAAAAGCUGUCAUGACAUAAAGAAGAGAAUUAAGCCAACCAAUCAGACUAAAUGACUUAACUGAGCAUCAGAAAAAAUAUGAAGAAGAUAAAAAAGUCAAAGAAUAUGAAAGAGAACAUCUGAAAUAAGAACAUGAUUUUAAAAUUAGAUAAAAUACCUUAAAAUUUCCUAAAAGUUAGACCCAAAUGAGAAUAGAAGAAGAAGAAAAGUAUCUUAAAUAAUUAAAGGAAUAAGACAUUAAAUUAAAGUAAAUUGCAAGAUAAAGAUAAUUUAAAUAUGCAAACUUUGCUCAAGAAAACUACUUCAGAGAACAUCCUAUUAAAUAAAAGUAAUCUCCUCCUAAAAAAGAAGUUUAACAAAAAUAAAUUCAAGAAAUUUCAAUUACAGAGCAAAAUCUUAGAAAAAUUAGAAGAUAUAUUCCUUAAAUACCUUAAUAACAUCAUUUAAGCCAAGAAUCCAAGGAUUCAAUUAAUGAUCUUAGCAUCCAUCUAGAAAAUAAACCUCCGAAACCAAUUAAGAAAAAAAAUUAUUUUAAUUCUGAGAAAACACAUAAAACUCCUGAAUUACCUGCUAAGCCAAAAACAAUUGAUUAUUUACAAUAACUUAGACAAUAAAGAAAAAUGUAGAAUAUGACAGUGGAUUAAUUAGAUAAGAGUACAGAAUAUAUUUUAUAAGAGAACUAAAAGGAUAUACAACAAAUUUUGGAAAACGUGUAAAAAUUGGAAUAAAAGGCUAAAGAUAGAGAAAAAACAGCCUUAUUGAAGAAUGAUAUUUAAAUGGAAGAAGAGGCCAACAAUUUAUACAUAGCAACUAUCAGAGCAAAAUUAGCAAUUUUAGACAAAAAUUGA
Molecule: messenger RNA, 1542 nt
Organism: Paramecium tetraurelia
Lineage: Eukaryota; Ciliophora; Oligohymenophorea; Peniculida; Parameciidae
Exons: 3
Source: RefSeq, a predicted model, not a curated record